GGAAAAUUUUGCGAGUCGCCUUCGGAACAAACCACUUGCCGAUCAUCCCCCGAAGAGAAUAGUACCUUCUGCACCGAGAGACCAGUCGCGAUAAGAUUAGAGGAGGCAGCGACGUAUUUUUUACGAUACGUUCUGCCGCUGCUGCCAUAUAAGGCUCGGGGUUUUGGCCGGGCAGGCUCUCAAUAAAUCUUGCCUCCGCGGGGAACGAGGCACCGACCCAUUCAGCUCUCCACCUUCGAUUACCUCUAAGGAACAAUAGGAUAGAUCGCUGACUACAUAAAGUUCUUCUUCCACUCACAGCAAGAGCGCUACAAUGUUGAUCGCGAAAUUCCUGCUACCAUUGGUACUUACCUUGGCGACGUGUUGGGCACAUGAUCCUAUCUUCGACGACGUAGAACCGAUACCCUAUGAUGACCCUAUUCCAACGGACUAUAGGUUACCUAAUGAUGGCAUAAGUCCUAUUAACUAUGAAAUCACGUUGCAACCAUACUUCGAGGAAGUACCUAAAGAAACAAAUAAAGAGAAGUUUUCUUUUGAUGGAAACGUUAAGAUUACUCUCGCUAUUACAAAGAAGACAAAAGUAAUAACAUUACAUGCCAAGGACCUGAAUAUAAAUACGGAUAGUGUCUAUUUAGAAUAUGAAAAGAAGGAUAAGGAUGAGGAGCUGGAGAAAGUAAAGGCAAAGAUAGUUCGAAGUGAAGAAGAUAAGAAAAGAGAUUUUAUAAGAGUCACAUUUGAGAAUAAUAUCCCACCUGAACCUGAAAAUUAUUAUUUGAAAAUAGAAUACACUGGAAAAUUGAACGACAAUAUGCGUGGAUUCUACAGAAGUUAUUACAAGGAGGAUGAUGAGGAACAGUGGCUCGCAACAACCCACUUUGAGCCGACAAGCGCAAGACUAGCCUUUCCUUGCUGGGAUGAACCUGAUAAAAAGGCAACGUUUGAGAUCAUUAUUAAGCAUCCAUCGGAUUAUACCGUAAUCUCGAAUAUGCAAGAGAAGAAGAAAGAAGAAAAGAAAGAGGAAAAGAAAACGCAAGACUAUUCAGAAAAGACAACGCAAUUCGAAAAGACGCCAAAAAUGUCCACCUACCUCGUGGCAUUUGUAGUAUCGAAAUACAGCUCGAAACAAAAUGAUAAUGAAAAUCUUGCCAUAUGGACGAGACCCGACGAAAUCGAUAACACGAAGUAUAGCCUUGAGCAGGCAGAAAAAACACUGGCUAACUUGGAGACAUUUACUGACAUUAACUAUUACAAAGAUGGCGGAGCCUCGAAAAAGAGUGACUCGAUGGAGAUGCAAAAGAUGGAUCAAGUUACCAUUCCUCAUUUUAUUCCUGGCGCUAUGGAAAAUUGGGGUCUAGUAACGUACAGAGAAUCUGCUCUUCUCUACACGAAAAAUGUUACGACAACGCGAGCGAAGCAGGAUAUAGCAAUGGUGAUAUCUCACGAAUUCGCUCACCAAUGGUUCGGUAAUUUAGUGACUCCGGAAUGGUGGAAGUACAUCUGGUUGAAUGAAGGCUUUGCCACCUUCUUCCAAUAUUUUACUACCGACAGUGUUGUUACGGAGAACGAUGAAGAAUUGUGGCGUCUUAUGGACCAAUUUGUCAUUAAAAAUCUGCAAGAGUCCGCAUUCGUCACCGACGCGAGCAGGAACACUCGCAGCAUGAAUCAAGACGCGGGGACUGCUGAACAAAUUAACAGCUUGUUCGACAAUAUCGCUUAUAAAAAAGCCGCUUCUGUUAUUCGCAUGAUGCAGCACUUCUUGACGAACGAUAUUUUCAAAAAAGGACUUAACCACUAUCUGAAAAACAACAUGCACAAAUCUGUUACACCUGUCGACCUCUUCAAAUCUAUGCAAGAAAUACUUAAAAAUAAUAAGAAACAUAAAUUACCUCAUGAAGUUGCAAACAUCAUGGAUACUUGGAUAAACCAACCUGGAUACCCUGUUGUAAACGUUAAGAGGGAAAACGGUACUGAUAAUGUGUUAAUAACCCAGGAACGAUUCUUCAUGUAUAAACCGGCGAAAGCAGAUACGACCAAAUGGUUCAUACCAAUUAACUAUGUAACGCAAGAUAAGCCCAAAAUCGAAACGACUGCACCUACGCAUUGGUUGGAGAAUAAGAAAGGCCAGUUUUCUAUAAAAAAAGCACUGAAAGCAUCCAACUGGAUUAUUUUAAAUAAUCUUCAAACAGGAUAUUACCGCGUGAAUUACGACGACACUAAUUGGGAAAAUUUGGCAAAGCAUUUGAAUUCGGAUAAGUACGAGGAGAUCAGUCCGGUCACUCGCGCUCAGUUGAUCGACGAUUCGUUGAAUCUCGCUCGCGCUGGAUACUUGUCGUACCCCGUCGCGUUGCAGAUCACCGAAUAUCUUCACAGAGAAACUGAUUACAUCCCAUGGUACGCGGCUGCCAGAAAUCUAAAUUACAUGGACCGCAUGUUGCAAAGCAUGCCGAACUACGACAUCUUCCAGAAAUACGUGGCACAGAACCUGAAAGGAUACAUGGAGGCGGUUAAGGUCACGGACACACCGAAAAACAAGACGCAUGUUUUCCAACUCAGCAAGGAAUUGGCAAUCAACACGGCUUGCAGAUACGGACUCGAAGACUGCAAGAACUACGUCGACGAGAUGUUCAAGGAUUGGCUGGAAAACAAGAAGAAGCUACCGGCAGACUUGCGAGACGUGAUACUUUGCGCCGGAUUACGAUACGCUGACCAGCACAGGUGGAAUGUGACUCUGGAAAAAUACAAGAACACUAACGAUGAGAGCGAGAAAGCGGCGAUCCUGAACGGUCUCGGUUGCGUUCAAUCUAAAAAGAUUAUAGAGACCUUCCUCGAUCUAUCACUCGAGGAUAAGCCCGACAUCGGUAUUUUCGAAACAUUGAACACGAUUUACAGCAAUAACGCCGGCUGCUUCGACAUACUCAUGGAUUUCAUAAACAAAAAUAUAGAGAAGAUCCAUUCCCAGGACAAAAACAAAAUGAAGCUCACCACGCACGUCAAUCUCCUCGCUCAUAGAAUCACCAACAAGGAACAAUUCGGAAAGUUGACGCUUCUUGUGAUGCGGGAUCAAGUGAAGACGGACGUACUCGUUGGAAUGAUAACAGGAAAAGAUAAUCUUGAUUGGAUCGAGAAGCACGAGGAAGUUAUUUCGGACUGGUUGAAGGAAAACUAUAAAGACACACACGGUGGAAACUCCGCGCCUUCCAUCACCGCGAUGUCUUUCCUUAUGAUUAUUCCAAUGCUAAUCGCGCGAUUCUAUUAGAGACAUCAGCCAAUACAACUCGUGUACGCACACGCGCCGAAGUUCUUCGUCUCAUUGCAAUGUCCUCGAUCGAUCAAGUCGAAUUUAUCGAAUUCCCGCGACCCUCUUCUCUGUCUCUUUCUUUCUUUCUUUCUUUUUUUUUCUCUCUCUCUCUCUCUUUCUCUCUCUCUCUCUCUUUCUCUCUCUUUCUCUCUCUCAGCCUCACCAAAAACAACGGUUCGGGCGCGGAGAUAUUCGUCGCGUCGUGUGAUUUCGAUGUUGAACGUGAGGAAAGUGCAAUAUCUCAUCGGUGUAUCACAACCUCGGCAAUUUUACAUCAAUUGCGAUUUCAAGUUACGACCACGAUAUACACCUGGUACACUUUUCAGAGGAAAUGAAGGACGCUUCUCUCUCGGGACGAUGUUGACCGAAAUAUCGUCGCACUUGUCGACGUAUCAUGGUUCAAAUCCGUUUUGCAUACUAUAAGAUUAACGAAAUUAAUUACUGUUUAAUCAUAGAUAACAUUUUUAAUGAGGUAUAUAAUAUAAUUACGUAAUUGUGUAUGAUACCAUUGUAAAUACAUACUAUUUAUACCACCCCUACACAAUAGCUUUUACUUAAUAUAUAGAUAUUUAUAACAAUUAUAUGUAUUACCUUGUGACACUUGGCAUCGAGUUUUCAUUGAGAUACAACCGAGUUGUGAUGUUUGCGCAUAUUUUUUUAUAGAAGGUCAAACACCAUGAGAACAUCGCUCGCUACAAUCGAUUGAUUGUACCCUCGGGCUCUCCUUAUUGUAAAAUGUAUUUAAUAAAAAAGACCAUUCUGUUCCACUA
Molecule: messenger RNA, 4068 nt
Organism: Harpegnathos saltator (Jerdon's jumping ant)
Lineage: Eukaryota; Metazoa; Arthropoda; Insecta; Hymenoptera; Formicidae
Product: aminopeptidase N
Exons: 12
Coding region: 314-3256 (980 amino acids)
Biological process (GO): peptide catabolic process; proteolysis
Cellular component (GO): membrane; cytoplasm
Molecular function (GO): metalloaminopeptidase activity; peptide binding; zinc ion binding
Source: RefSeq, a predicted model, not a curated record